Molecule: messenger RNA, 1080 nt
Organism: Adineta ricciae
Lineage: Eukaryota; Metazoa; Rotifera; Eurotatoria; Adinetida; Adinetidae
Source: the annotation of a GenBank genome assembly
AUGUCGAAAACAGAAGAAACAUUACGUGCUUGUGGACGAUGGAUAUGUCAUUCGUUUGAUAUCUUAAAAGCAAUUCUCAUGCGAGUCAUUUUUGCACUCCAUGCAACCAUAGCAAUCAUUAGAAUUGUGGUAACUAAAGGCGAUUAUUGGUACCUGUUAAACAUGUGUGGGGUUAAUUUUUUGCUUAUUGAACUGAUUGUCACUAUUGUUAAACGCAAAGGAAAAGAACCUAAAUGGUUUUCACCAUGUUUUUUUCUAUAUAUAUGUACAAUGAUUCCACCUAUUUGGUUUCUCGAAAUCAAUCGUAUUAAUGUUAAACUCGGUAUAGCACCAAUGAAUCAAACUGAAGGCGACGAGUUAACAUCGAUGAUCGAAAAAGGUCUUAUUUCCAAAGCGAAUCUCAACGAUAAAACGAAAUUACUUUCAUUAUCUGUCGAUGAUUGGGUUGUGGCUAUCGAAGUAACUUUUCUGAUGACAAUCAUAGUUGGUCGCUGGAUGUUACCAAAAGGCAGAAUAAGUCGAUCGGCCUUAUCACAACUAUUGCUCGUUUAUUUGUCAUUAGCAUCAGAUAUGAUUGAUUUAUUAUCAAUCUUUCAAGAGGACAAAGUUAUUCGAAAUACCGAGAUGGUUUAUUCGAUUCUGGCAGUGUUUUCUUGGUCUACGUUUCAAUUUAGUCUGAAUCUCGUCGCCACACGUGGAAGAAAUUUUCGUGCUGAACCUGACCCAUUCAAUAUCGACAUUCCAUCGGUCGCCAAAGACCAACCUCGUCGUACGGAAAAGCGCUCGAUUUCAACGCUAUGUCAAAAACUAUGUAGUAGUGAACUUCCGUCGAUCUUUAUCACUAUUCUCAUGCAAGAUUUACCUUUUCUUGUUCUUCGUCUUAUAGCUGUCAUUCAUUUCGAAGUGCAAUCCUAUACAACAAUAUUUUUCACAUGUAAAAAUCUUUUUAUUCUAUUUUUACAAUUCUACCGCCUUUGGUCAAUUUGUAUGGAACAUCUAGAUCAAGAGAGUACAGUCGAUAAUGAAAUCUCAUCACGCCCUGAACCUUCAAAAGAACCACUCGAUACUCAGCUUAUUUAG